GAGCCUCAGCGACCAGUCCCCAGCACCCCGACGGCCAUCCGCGCUGGGCUUCCGCUACAGGAGGCGGCCCGGCCCGCAGCCCGAGAGUGAGAGAGAGAGGUCUGAAGAACGAUAGAUUAAUCUGGGAAGGUGAAUGACGCUAAAGGUGUUGAAGAAUUUUGACACUGCAUUUUCUUGUGGACUCUCAUUGCAUGGUUUCUGUAAUCAAAGUAGCAGAAUACGACCUUUUUAAAUAAUGACUUGGGGAAAUUCUACUGAGUAUUUUCCUCUGCAGCAUGGGGGACAUGGAUCAUUUGGUGGAAAUACAAUAGCAGAACACUAACAAAUUGAGAGGAUGGAGGGAAGAUGUGAUGUGUACAACAAAGAAAAUUACAGAUGGUGUAAACUUCAAAAUUUUAAAAUAUAGGAAAGGAAAAAGCAAGCACAGUUACUAAAGAAGAAUACAAAUGCAAAAAAGGUGAACCAUUUCCUGGACUGGCCACAACAUAUUGGUAUUUUUACAAAGUGUUUAGAAACUUGUACUUGUCAACUUGCCAAACUGGUUUUUGCUGCACAUCUGACAGGAUGAACAAGCCAAAGAGAGGCUUUUUGUUGUAUUGGAACAAUAGUGACUGCUGCCUGGUUUAAAGUAAACUUAAGACUGCAUGCAUUUGCCUGACGAAAUGAAAGAAGUGGCAUUCUGGUCACCCAAAGAGGUGGCAAAUUGGCUGAUGGAGAAUGCUGUGCCAGAAUACUGUGAACCAUUGGAAUUUUACACUGGGCAGGAUUUGAUCAAUCUAACUAAGGAGGAUUUUAAGAAGCCACCUUUGUCACGUGUGUCUUCUGACAAUGGACAGAGGUUGUUGUACAUGAUAGAAACUUUAAAAAUGGAGCACCACAUUGAGGCGCACAAAAAUGGGCAUGCCAAUGGUCACCUCCGCAUCAGUACAGAUGUCACCACAAGUGAAAAUGAUUUCAGCACUAAAAUCAAACUGAAUGGGAUGCCAAAUGGAUAUAGGAAGGAGAUGAUAAAGAUCCCCAUGCCAGAGCCAGAGCGUUCCCAGUAUCCUAUGGAGUGGGGGAAGACUUUCCUGGCUUUUCUUUAUGCACUUUUCUGUUUCAUCUUUACCACAGUGACGAUCUCAGUCGUCCAUGAACGAGUGCCUCCCAAGGAGGUGCAGCCUCCCCUACCAGAUGCAUUUUUUGACCGUUUUAACCGUGUGCAAUGGGCCUUUUCUAUUUGUGAAAUUAAUGGCAUGAUCCUUGUAGGACUCUGGUUAAUUCAGUGGCUUCUCUUAAAAUACAAAUCUAUUAUUAGCAGAAGAUUUUUCUGUAUAGUUGGCACACUAUACCUAUAUCGGUGUAUUACGAUGUAUGUAACUACACUGCCAGUACCCGGUAUGCAUUUCAACUGCUCUCCAAAGCUCUUUGGAGAUUGGGAGUCUCAUCUGAGGAGGAUAAUGAAAUUGCUUGCUGGAGGGGGGUUAUCUAUCACAGGAUCCCACAACAUGUGUGGUGACUAUCUCUACAGCGGCCACACAGUCAUGUUAACACUUACAUAUUUAUUUAUCAAAGAGUAUUCACCUCGGCGACUUUGGUGGUAUCAUUGGAUUUGUUGGGCUCUUAGCAUAGUUGGGAUGUUCUGUAUUCUCUUGGCGCAUGACCACUACACUGUGGAUGUGGUGGUGGCUUACUACAUCACUACAAGGCUUUUCUGGUGGUAUCACACAAUGGCCAAUCAGCAAGUGCUAAAAGAAGCUUCCCAAACUAACCUCCUUGCACGGGUGUGGUGGUACAGGCCCUUUCAGUACUUUGAAAAGAAUGUUCAAGGAAUUGUACCUCGCUCUUACCAUUGGCCCUUCCCCUGGCCGGUGCUGCAUCUCGGUAGACAAGCUAAAUACAGCAGAUUGGUGAAUGACACAUAACAGCUGUUAAAAGUGGGGGGGAAAGGAACUGUCCAAAGUGCUCAGAACUCCAUGAGAGAAGAUGCCAUAAAAAAGUGAACUGCUCCCUAAUCCUUUAUCUUUUAACCAUUUCCUUGACUUAACCAAUUCAGUUACCUGGAAAGCACUGUGAUCUUUUUUUCUCUCCAAAGGAUCUGCGUUGGACAACAAUAAAGAAAAUUUAACUUAUCAUGCACUGUAUACAUUUCUUGUUAAUAGAUUUGGGAUUUACAUUACCCAUCACCAUGUUCCUUUGUAUAUGAUGCGACAGCAUAAAUGAAAACUUUUAUAUCAUAUGUUCUGGUCUUUCCAGUCACAUCUGGGAAUAAAACGUAUUAUUUUCUUGGGAAAACAUACUUUUCAUAUCUCUUGCCCCAAAGAUUGGGCUGUAAGCCAUUUUCUAGCAAA
Molecule: messenger RNA, 2330 nt
Organism: Emys orbicularis (European pond turtle)
Lineage: Eukaryota; Metazoa; Chordata; Testudines; Emydidae
Gene: SGMS1
Product: sphingomyelin synthase 1
Exons: 10
Coding region: 645-1904 (419 amino acids)
Biological process (GO): sphingomyelin biosynthetic process; ceramide biosynthetic process
Cellular component (GO): Golgi membrane; plasma membrane; endoplasmic reticulum membrane
Molecular function (GO): sphingomyelin synthase activity; protein binding; ceramide cholinephosphotransferase activity
Source: RefSeq, a predicted model, not a curated record